Diospyros lotus (date-plum) is the source of this 587-nucleotide messenger RNA. Its product is annotated as stigma-specific STIG1-like protein 1. NCBI's taxonomy places the organism in Eukaryota, Viridiplantae, Streptophyta, Magnoliopsida, Ericales, Ebenaceae. The transcript has a single exon. The coding region runs from base 76 to 543 and encodes 155 amino acids. The record is from RefSeq and is a predicted model, not a curated record.
CUCUUCUCCUUUUCUAUUCUAUCACAUUCCAUCUCUCUCUCUCUCUUCUCUCUCUCUGUGAUCUCUUGAUCCAAUAUGACGAAGAGUGCCCUAAAGAUCUGGUUCAUGUUGGCCAUGCUAAUUGCAAUGGUGAUCACUCUUUCUGUAAGAGCAGAGGAAGAACAAGUGUCCAUUGCCGAGGAUACUGACGACGAAGAAGUUGAGACAGUUUCUUCGCUGGAAGGUCAAGGAGUCACCACUUCACUUCGAGGGGCCAGCCGGUUUCUCUCGGAGAAGCCCCGUGCGGCAAUGACAUGCGACAAGUACCCCAGAGUUUGCCAUGUGAAGGGCAGCCCGGGGCCGGAUUGCUGCAAGAAGAAAUGUGUGAAUGUGAAGACGGACAAGCUCAACUGCGGCAUGUGCGGGAAGAAGUGCAAGUACUCGGAGAUUUGCUGCCAUGGCAAGUGUGUGAAUCCAUGGAAUGACAAGAAGCACUGUGGAAGCUGCAACAACAAAUGCAAGAAGGGGAGUGCAUGUGCGUACGGGAUGUGCAGCUACGCUUAAAAACAUCGGCAAUAUAUAUAUAUAUGUAUGUAUGUAUAUUGUCA